AUGAGUUACUUCCUGUCUUACUGCAAGGCUCAUGGCGGCGCGCUACUCACCGGCUACCAGGCCCUUCGCGCGGAGGGCUUCCUGUGUGAUGUGACACUGGAGGCCGAGGGCAGCGAAUUCCCUGCACACAGGUCGCUCCUCGCGUGCUCCAGCGACUACUUCAGGGCCCUGUUCAAGAGCCACACUCGGGAAUCCCGGGAGCAUGUAAUCCACUUGCACGUGCCGUCGGCGGCAGGCUUGCAGCGCCUGCUGGACUUCAUCUACACCGCCUGGCUGUCGCUCUCCAUGGACACCUUAGAGGACACACUGGAAGCUGCUAGCUACCUGCAAGUCACCGAGGCCCUGGGGCUGUGCGGGCGCUACCUCGAGCGCCAGCUGGCUCCAGAGAACUGCUGCUUCGUCGCUAAUGUGGCAGCGCGCUUCGGCCUGACUCACACCUUGGAUGCGGCUGAGCGCUGCAUCGUGCGCCACUUGCGGGAGCUGCUGGCGCGGGGCGCGGGCCAGGCAGGACUGCUGGAGCUCAACCCUGCGUCCCUGAAGGCCGUGCUAGGGGCGCCCGACGUGGCACGUGUGCCUGAGGCCUGGCUGCUGGGCCUGGCCCUGGCUUGGCUGAGACAGGAGCCCGCGGCAGAGCGCCGGGCUCACUGCGCAGCGCUGCUUGAGCGCGUGCGCUUCGGCCUGGUGCCUGCCGACGUGCUGCGGCGAGUGUACUCAGGCUCGGGCCUCGUGCUGCCCGCCCGGGUGAAGGGCCUCAUCAUCCAGGCCCUGAACUACCACACGGCGCCCUCCCGUCAGCCGCUCAUGCAGGGUGAGCAGACCAGCGUCCGGAGCCCCCAGACCCGCAUCUUGUUGGUUGGGGGACGCAGGGCGCGGGAGGCGGUGACUGAGGAAGUUGUGGUCCCAAGGGCGCCAGCUAGGGGCCGGGUUGCCGCCGUGGAGCCCGAGGAAGAGGAAGAGGAAGAGGUAGAAGAGGAGGAGGAAGAGGAGGAAUGGGAGCUCACCCAUAACGUUGUGGCCUUCGACGUGUAUAAUCACUGCUGGCGCAGCCUUACCCAGCUGCCCACACCGCUGCUGGGGCACAGCGUGUGCACCGUGGGCAACUUCCUGUUUGUCCUGGGCGGGGAGUGCCCUUCCGGUAGUGCCUCCGUUCCCGCCGACGCCCCGCUGGCGGUCACACCCCGGGUACACCGCUACGACCCGCGCUUCCACGUUUGGACGGAGGUGCCCGCCAUGCGGGAAGCGCGGGCUCACUUCUGGUGCGGCGCUGUGGGCGAGAGGCUCGUGGCUGUCGGGGGCCUUGGGGCGGGCGGCGAGGCUCUGGCCUCGGUGGAGGCGUACGACCUGCGCUGGGACCGCUGGACGGCGGCCGGAGCGCUGCCACGGGCUUUGCACGGCCACGCGGGGGCUGUCGGGGACCGUGGUGUCUUGUACAUAUCUGGGGGCAAGGCGGGGAGAGGUGAGGGCGGCGCGAGCAGCCUCCGGGACUUGUAUGCCUUGGGCCCUGGGGAGCAGGUGUGGAGCAAGAAGGCGCCCAUGGGCACGGCCCGCUUUGGGCACCACAUGGCAGUGCUGCGCGGUGCCGUGUUCGCUUUUCUGGGGAGAUACGAGCCCUUCUCCGAGAUUGAGCGCUAUGACCCUGGCGCGGACCAGUGGACUCGGUUGCGGCCGCUACCCUACGACCGUUUCUCCUAUGGGUUGGCCGUGGUGGAGGAGACUGUGCUUCUGCUGGGCGGCCUUAAGUGGCGAGACUCGCGCCAGGUACCUACCCGCAACGUGGUGGGCUAUGACCUCGACCUGGAUCGCUGGGAGGACAUUGGCUGCGCGCUGCCCUGGGCCUGGAGCGGCCUGCAGUGCGCAGUGCUGCAGCUGGCCGAGGGUGGGGAUGAGGAAAGGGAGAGAGAGCCCACAGUUGCUCUAGAUUUAGUGCUGAACUGAAUGGGUUAGUACAAACCUCCCCGGCAACAGAGGAGAAAGUAACGCUUGAUCAGUCUUACAGAGCAACAUAUGGGCUUUUCCUGAGAUACGGUAACU
Molecule: messenger RNA, 2031 nt
Organism: Otolemur garnettii (small-eared galago)
Lineage: Eukaryota; Metazoa; Chordata; Mammalia; Primates; Galagidae
Gene: KLHL34
Product: kelch like family member 34
Exons: 1
Coding region: 1-1935 (644 amino acids)
Molecular function (GO): protein binding
Source: RefSeq, a predicted model, not a curated record